AUGAUACAAAUGAAUUUCUUCUUCAGCAUUUGUAGAGGCUCUAGAACUGCCGUCCAUCAUCUCUGUUCAUUUUCUUUAUAUUCCUCUAUAUUUCCUCUGUCUGUUAAUAUCUAUCUAUCUAUCUAUCUAUCUAUCUAUCUAUCUAUCUAUCUAUCCCAGUCUGGUCAUAUCUAUCUAUCUAUCUAUCUAUCUAUCUCAGUUUAUUCAUAUCUAUCUAUCUAUCUAUCUAUCUAUGUGUAUUCCUUUUUCUUCUUUGUCCUUUUCACAGUCUUUUUUCAUUUUUUUUUUUUUGUUUUUAUUUUUCAUUUGUUUUUAGAAAAAUUGUCCAUUUUCUUUUCAUUUUCUUUUUUUUUUGUUUAUUAUACGGUCCAAGCCUUUUUUUUAUUUCUUGUUCUCAUAUUUUUUUAUUUUUUUUUUUUUUUGUUUAUUAUACGGUCCAUUUUUGACUUCUUAUUUUUUAACCGAUUUUUUCAUUGUCUUUUUUAUUUUUUUUAUUAUAAAAUGUAUUUUCAAAUUUUUCUUCUUUUUGUUUUCAGACCGUCUUUUCAUUGCCUUUUUUUUUUGAUUUGUUUAUUAUACGGUCAAGUUCUUUUCUUUUUUUCUUUGUCCUUUUCACCGUUUUUUCAUUUUUUUUUUGUUUAUUAUACGGUCCAAGCUUUUUCUUCUUUGUCCUUUUCACCGUUUUUUCAUUGUCUUUUUUUUUUCUUUGUUUAUUUAUACGGUCCAUCUUUUUUUUUCUUUGUCCUUUUCACCGUCUUUUUCAUUGUCUUUUUUUUUUUCUUUUUUUUUACGGUUUUCUUUUUUUUGUUUUGUCCUUUUCACCGAUUCUUUUUCAUUGUUAAUUUUUUUUUUUUUUGUUUAUUUUACGGUCCAAGCCUUUUCUUCUUUGUCCUUUUCACCGUCUUUUCAUUGCCUUUUUCUUUUUUUCUUUGUUUAUUAUACGGUCCAAGCCUUUUCUUCUUUGUCCUUUUCAUUGUCUUUUCAUUGUCUUUUUUUAUUUUGUUUAUUAUACGGAAAUUCCUUUUCUUCUUUGUCCUUUUCACCCCUUUUCAUGGGUUUUGUGAUUUUCAACCGUUUUUUUUGCCUUUUUUUUUUCUUUUUAUUUUUUUUUUUUGUCCUUUAAAACAUUUUUUUCUUCUUUUGUCCUUUUCACCUUUCUUCCAUUUUUUUCACCGUUUUUCAUUUUUUUUUUUCUUUUGUUUAUUAUACGGUCAAAGCCUUUUCUUCUUUGUCCUUUUCACCGUUUUUUUCAUUGCCUUUUUUUUUUUUAUUUAUUAUACGGUCCAAGCCUUUUCUUCUUUGUCCUUUUCACCGUUUUUUCAUUGUUUUUUUUUUUUUUUUUUUUUAUUAUACGGUUCAAGCCUUUCUUCUUUGUCCUUUUCACCGUCUUUUUCAUUGCAGUUUUUUUUUUUUUGUUUAUUAUACGGAAAAGAAUCCUUCUUUCUUUUGUCCUUUUCACCGUCUUUUUUCAUUGCCUUUUUUUUUUUCUUUCUUUUUAUUAUACGGUCCAAUUUUUUUCUUUGUCCUUUUCACCGUCUUUUCAUUGCCUUUUUUUUUUUAAUUAUACGCCUUUUCUUCUUUUGUUUUUUUCACCGUUUUUUCAUUGUCUUUUUUUUAUUUUGUUUAUUAUACGGUCCAAGCCUUUUCUUUUUGUCCUUUUCAAACGUCUUGGAAAAUUGCCUUUUUUUCUUUUUUUUAUUAUACGGUCCAAGCCUUUUCUGUUUUGUCCUUUUCACCGUCAUUAAGAAUUUUUUUUUUUUUUUGUUUAUUUACGGUCCAAGCCUUUUCUUCUUUGUCCUUUUCACCGUUUUUUUCAUUGUCUUUUUUUUUUUUUUUAUUAUACGGUCCAAGUUUUUUCUUCUUUGUUUUUGGUCUUUGACUACUUUUUUUUCAUUCUUUUUUUUCCUUUGUUUAUUUUACGGUCCAAACCGCCUUCUUGUUCCUUUUCAUCGUUUUUUCAUUGUCUUUUUUUCUUUUUUUUUAUUAUACGGUUCAAGCCUUUUUCUUAUUUGUAGAUUUUUCACCGUCUUUUUUCAUUGUCUUUUUUUAAUUUGUUUAUUAUACGGUCAAUGGAUAAUUUCUUCUUUGUUAAUUUUCACCGUCUUUUCAUUCCAGUUUUUUUUUCUUUGUCAAUUAUACGGAAAAAUUACCCUUUUGUCCUUUUCACCGUUUUUUCAUUUCUUUUUUUUUUUUGUUUUUUACGGUUCAAGCCUUUUCUUAUUUGUCUUUUUCAAUACUUUCUUUCAUUUUUUUUUUUUUCUUUUGUUUAUUAAACGAGGAAAUUUGUCCUUUUCACCGUCUUUUCAUUGUCUUUUUUCUUUUGUUUAUUAUACGGUCCAAGCUUUUCUUUUGUCCUUUAAAACCGUUUUUCAUUGCCUUUUUUUUUCUUUGUUUAUUAUACGACUUUUUCUUCUUUGUCCUUUUCACCGUCUUUUCAUUGUUUUUUUUUUUUUUUUAUUAUACGGUCCAAACCUUUCCUUCUUUGUCCUUUUUCACCGUCUUUUUCAUUGUCUUUUUUUUUCUUUAUUAGAUAAGGUCCAAGCCUUUUCUUCUUUGUCCUUUUCACCAGACGCUUUUUCUUUGUCUUUUUCCCGUCUUUUUCAUUGCUUUUUUUUUCUUUUUGUUUAUUAUACGGUCCAAGCCUUUUCUUCUUUGUCCUUUGAGUCUUUUUCAUUUUUUUUUUUUUUCUUUUUUAUUAUACGGUCAGAGCCCUUUUUCUUUUUUCUUUGUUUUUUAACGUCUUUUCUUUUUUUUUCUUUUUUUUUUUUACAAUACGGUCCUUUGCCGAAAAGAGAGAGACCACUGAACUUUGUUUCUUUUCCCUUGUUUUUUCAUUUCUUUUUUUUCUUUUUUUAUUAUACGGUUCAAGUUUUUUUUUUUCUUUGUCCUUUUCAGAGUUUUCAUUGUUUUUUUUUCUUUGUUUAUUAUACGGUCCAACCCUUUUCGUUUUUGUCCUUUUUUGUUUUCAUUGUCUUUUUGCCUUUUUUUAUUUUCCUUUUUUUCUUCUUUUUUUUAGAAAGAGACAUUUUCUUUUUUCGCACUUCCGAAGACAGAGACUUUUUUCUUGAGUUUCUUUUAGAAAGAGACAAAAUUUUUCUUUUUUUGCCCGAAGAUAGAACGACACAGAGUCUUUUUUCUUUUAUUUACAGAGACUUUUCAAGCUUUUUUCUGCUUUGA
Molecule: messenger RNA, 3177 nt
Organism: Acanthosepion pharaonis
Lineage: Eukaryota; Metazoa; Mollusca; Cephalopoda; Sepiida; Sepiidae
Source: the annotation of a GenBank genome assembly